AUGUGUUCCAUUCCAGGACUCCCAUCAACGGGUUCAAAUGAACCUGUACUUAUUACCAAAGUCAAUUUAAACCCCUCAUGUGUUCUGGUGGAGUUUUGGGGUCAUUUUGACCAAGACCGGAAAUUUGCAUAUCAGCAACUGAAAAAGGAGAUUCAGUACCCUAGAGAGGGUUUCUGUGAAUCGGAUGGAAAUCCUGGUGACUUGUGCCUUGUACGUGUGUAUGAAACAUGGUACAGAGCCCGCAUAGUAUCAAGAGACACUGAGGAGUACAGUGUGUUUUUAAUUGAUGAAGGCAGAACCCUUCGUGCCACAGUUAACACCUUGGCAUGGGGUAAAAGUGACUUUUUCUAUCUGCCCCCUGAGGUUGAAUUCUGUGUUCUAGCCAAUGUCUUACCACUGUCUCCAGAAAACAAAUGGUCAUCAAUGGCCUUUGAAUUCAUGAAGACCUUCUGUGGUAGAAGAGUCAGCGCCUCCGUUCAAGAUGUUCUUGUGCCCCAUCGAACAUUUCUACUUGACAUUCCUUGUCUGUCCAGACAGAUGUAUGAAAUGGGGUUUGCAAAAAAAUUGUCCAAUGAAAGGUUCAAAGAGUUUGUUACAAGGUCCUUGCAGGCUAACAGUGGAACUGCAGAACCUCCAAGAAUUUCCUCCAUCAGGAACAAACCCAUUGAGAUGUUUGAGAAAGUGGAGAAACCUCAGUCCUACAUGUACCCAGAGUUGCAAACAGAUACUGUUGAGACAAUUGUUGUCACAGAAGUCACAAAUCCCUUUCGAAUAUUCUGUCAGCUGAAGGUUUUCUCUCAGGAGCUAAGGAAGUUAACUGAACAGAUAACUCUGCAUUAUGAAGGAAGAAUUGGAACUAAUUUCGCAAGUCCUGCGAAUUUGGGCAGUCCUUGUGCAUCAAGAGGAAGCGAUGGCAAGUGGUAUCGUUCUUUGCUGCAGCAAGUAAUGUCUGCCAACAAUUUGGUUGAGGUUUUGCACGUGGAUUAUGGAAAGAAACAAUUUGUUAAGGUUGAGCAUGUCAGACCACUUGCCUCUGAAUUCUUUAGAAUGCCUGUUGUGACCUAUGUUUGCUCCCUUCAUGGAAUAGUUGACAGAGGUGUUGGUUGGACAGCUUCACAGAUCGAGUACCUGAAAUCUCUCCUGCUCAACAGAACAGUGAUUGCCAAGUUUCAGUAUCAAAGCCUUUCAGAGGGUGUCCACUAUGUCAUGCUUUAUGGAGAGGAGAAUACAAACAUCAACAAGUUGUUCGAACUGAAGCGGAAAUGUUCUCUGGACUCGGAUAUGACUCUUGCAGAUUUUGCUGUUCAGAAGAGCACAUCUCAAAAGAGCAGGAUUUCAGAGAGAAGUGAGGCCAAACACACGGAGGAAACGUACUCUGACCUUAAAGGGAACAAACCUGUCUUUUUUACAGAAACUUUCCCACCUAAAUCUUCACAUGUGGCUGUUGUGCAACAUGUUGACAGCCCUGGAAAGUUUUGGAUUCAAACUCAGCGAUACGCAGAAGAAUUCGAUCAGCUAAUGGAUGGCCUUGGAAAUAUGUACAGUGAUUCAACAAGUAAAGAAGGUUUAAUAAGAAAACCUGUUGUUGGUUUACUCUGUGCGGCUAAAGCACAAGAUGGUGCGUUUUAUCGAGCAGCUGUCUUUAAGGUACUAGACAAGAAAGCAGAAGUUUACUUCCUUGACUAUGGGAACACAGAACUUGUUGAUUGCCUUAACCUCCGACAAUUGCCUCUCAGAUUCCAGCAGCUUCCAGCUGUAGCUGUGAAAUGCUCGCUCUAUGGCAUUAAAUCCAAACUGAAACACUGGGAUGAGAGGGCUACAUUGUUCUUUUCAAAAAUUGUUGAAGACAAAAUACUUGAAGUUCAUGUACAAGACAAGUAUCAGGACUCUCACAUUGUUCAGAUAAUGGACCCCAGUUUAGAUGGAGAAAAUGAUGUCAGCAAGUUGUUGUGCAAUGCAGAUUUUGCAGAAAGUGAAAACAACAUUGUAGAUAAAUCUGCCGAAACAUCUUGCAGUUCUGCACACAGCUCUGGCAUAUUCCUGACAAGUACUCAACCUCAUACACUGUCCAGUUCUUCUGCUGUAACCGAAAGUGCAUCUGCUUUCAAGGAAUGUUUGUUUCCAAUUGGAAGUUCACUGGAGGUCACUGUAUCUUACAUUGAGAGUCCAAAUGACUUCUGGUGCCAAAAAGCCAGAAACGCAGCAUGUUUAGAAGUGCUAAUGCAAGAUAUCCAGCGUUUCUAUGCUCGUAGUGAAUUUCAGCCACCAUUGGAAGCAGCUUGUGUUGCCCGACAUCCUGAAACUGGUAUAUGGUACAGAGCCUUGGUCAUUGAAAAGCACCAAACCCCACAUGUGGAUGUGUUGUUCAUUGACUAUGGGCAAACGAAGACUGUUGCCAUACAAGAUCUUCGGAAGAUAAGUCCAACAUUUUUGAAGAUGAAAGGGCAAGCUUUUCGAUGCAGUCUGUAUAAUCUAAUCCACCCAGUCUCCCUUUCAACUUUAAACUGGACCCCUGAAGCCACGUUGCAGUUUCAAGAGUUUGUUGACACCGCAGCUUCCAUGAAUGUGCCCUUAAAAUGCACCAUUUUUGCUGUAAUGUAUGACUCUCAGAGAGUUGUGUUCAAUGUGGUUGACUUGGAGACACCAUUCCAAAGCAUUUGCAAUGUCCUUGUCCAGAAACGUCUAGCUGACCGUGCGCCCUCUAAAAGAGCUCCUCUUCCACCGUUUAGGCUGGACACCUACUACUACUCCACACAUGGUAUCAAAAUUGGAUGUGAAGAGAAAGUAGAUAUCACCUGUGUUAAAAGUGUCACUCAGUUCUUUUGCCAUCUCACAAGGAAUUCAGACCAGAUUGGAAAACUUGCAGGCAAAGUCAACUCCAUAUGCAGUCAACUAGAGGUUACCAAGUGUCCUCAGGCCUUUGGAACAGUUUGCUUCGCAAAAUACACAGAUGGACAAUGGUACAGAGGGAAAAUAAAGUCUACUAAACCAUCAGUUGUGGUGCAUUUUGUGGAUUACGGUGACACAUUGGAAGUUGAUAAAUCAGAGUUGCUGCCAGUUCCAAUUGAAGCAGGAGACAUAAUGUCUGUCCCAGUUCAGGCAGUUGAAUGUGGGCUCUCGGAUAUACCUGAGGAUGUGCCAUGUGAAGUGGGAAAUUGGUUUCAGAAUUUUGCAGAUGGUUGCUCUUUUAGAGCUUUAGUUGUGGCAAAAGAACCUGGAGGAAAGCUUAUAGUUGAGCUUUAUGAUGGAAAAACUCAAGUGAAUGCAUUGAUGAGACAAAAGUUUCGCAAUGAAAUUCAUAGAACUGACCAGAGCACGUUCCAAGGGCAUAGUUCCAAGAACAGAAAUGCAGAAAGUGUGGAAGUCCAUAUAAGGGCAAGUUCCAGUGAUCCAAGGAGAAAUCCCAUGGAUAAAAUUGCGCAAUCCUGUAAACCAGAACCAACGCAAAGACGUGAUCGUUUUGAGGCAAAAGAGACACCGGGCAGGUGGGGAUUCCAUAAAGAUGGAAAACCAGAGCCUACAAAGGAUCCUGGAAGAUGCCACAAUGCCCCAAAACAACAUGGAUCACAAAGAAAGUCAGAUGAUGGAGAGGAGGGACUUCUCCCUAGUCAAUCUGGGAAAGCUGAUGGUGUUAAAACCAAGAUAACUUCUCUCAAAGAAUCCUUGCUCCCAGUGAAAUUAAUAGAACCAGGUCUGGAAGCUGAAGUAUUCAUCUCACAUUGCAAUGGCCCUUUUAGCUUCUUUGUUCAGUUCGUAACGGAUGAGGAUGACAUUUACUUGCUUGUAGAGAAGUUAAAUAAUGAGUCUGUCAUUGUAAACAUUGCUACCAGUGAUGUUCUUGAGGGAGACUUGGUCCGUGCGGUGUUUCCUAAUGAUAACUCGUGGUAUCGUGCAGCUGUAAGAAAAAACAGUGGUGAUGCAAUUGAUGUAGAAUUUGUUGACUUCGGAAACACGGCUGCAAUUUCUGCCUCAAAAAUAUGUUGUAUUGAUCAAUCUUUUGCUUCACUUCCAAGGUACAGCAUUCAGUGCGCACUACAUGGAUUUAAUGUUGACAACACGGAUGAAGAAUUUGCACACCACUUCAAACAAGUUGUUGAACAAUACACUGGAAAGGUCAUGUGCACAUUUGUUAAAAUGUCAGGGACUGUGUGGGAAGUCAAGCUUGACCUGGCUGGUGUAAUGCAGGGAUCCACCUGCAGGGAUGAAAUUCCACCAUCAGUUGAGGUCAAGACCCCAGGUGUCAAGCAAACUUUGUCUAAUGACAAGGUCUGUACCUAUUACAAGAACCCUGACUUAUCAGUUGGGCAAAUAGUCACUGGGUACGCCUCAUUCAUUAGGGGUCCUCAGCUCUUCUGGUGCCAGUAUGCUGUAACAGACAAACUUCAAGAGAUUUCUGAUGUGUUGCAGAAUGUUGGUAAUUCAUUGGCGAAAACUUUGAAUGAGGAAGCUGUGCCAGUUGGAAGUGCUUGUAUUGGCCUUUUCGUUGAGGACAAUCUGUGGUAUCGGGCUAAAGUAACAUCCAGGGACCUUGACACCCUGUCUAUUACGUUUAUUGACUAUGGAAAUGAAUCAAAAGUCAAUGUAGGUGAAGUAAAAGCACUUCCACCUGAGCUGUUGGAUGUGGUCCCUCAAGCAUUUGAUUGCCAACUUCAAGGUUUUGAUCUUUCCAAGGGUUUCUGGACUGAAAAGGCAGAUGAGGUGUUCUUUGAGCUAAUUAAUGACAAACCUUUAAACAUCACUUUUGAGAAAAUGGGGAACUCUGAAAUGCCACACAUUGUCAAGCUGGAGUGUAAUAGUGUUGACAUCAGUGAUGCCAUGCGAACUUACUGGAAAUCUCUGAGCCCUGAAAGCCCAUCAGUUGAACUCUUGAAUGGAGCAGAAUUGCUUCCUUUCGAUGACACUGUGGCCACUGAAAUUAAUAUUGGCUCAGUGCAGUCCACCGUUGAAGUAGUCACAGACCAUUUUGCCUAUGAAACAUGUGCCUCUAGCCUCAAAGACCCACUUGUGGUGAUGGAUGAAAAUGUUCCCUCACUUGAUGCAUCUAUGAGUAUGGUGCCCUCUAAUACACAAGAGAACCUGGAAACCACAUGGGUCACAGAACAUGAACAAGUUCCUGGUUUCACAAUUUUAUCAAACCCGAAAAUCCUGUGUGACUUCGCUAAAGAGAUGCAUGUCGAUCCAACACCCAUUCCUUCUGUUUUGCCACAUCAAUCUGAUGGAGAUUCCUCUGAAAAUAUAGAUAGCUUCAUGUUGAGUAACAUGGAUUCUGAAUUAUGUAUUGCUGAGGAGCCAGAGUCGACAUCAUACGAGAUCAUUCAAACAGACUUAGGUAACUUAAGGCGUGCUACUGACAAGAAAACUGUUGGGUCAGAAUGCGUUAUCUGGUCUCAUGCAAGAAGAAAUUGGUGCAGAGCACAAAUUUUAAAAGUUUCUGAAGAUGUUGCACUGGUUCUGCUUGUGAAGCAUGACUCUGAGGUAGUGGUUGAUCCUCUCAACAUCUUCGAGAUUGUGCCAGAGGAGCCAUUGCAGACUUCAUGCAUUGGAACUGCAGUUUCAAGUGAUGGAGUAACUAAGGGAAAACUGAGUCCACCAGUGAAGAACAAUGCAUCAAAGGUUGAAGAUGAAUAUGGAACUGCUGUCACCUCUGCUUCAGAAGAACCAACUGAACAUACCUCAGGGGCAGGUGCACAAAGGCAUGAUCUAGUUCAAAUUCUGACUACUGCUACACAUUCUGAACAGUUACAAUGCAGGGAGUCUCAAGAGGACUUGAAUACUUCAGCUGGAGAGCAAAGAGGGCUUGCCAAGAUGAAUACCAGAGAGGAAUUACUGAUGGAUUUCCUUGACGUGGCUCCCCAGGAUGAGAUACAGGAUAAUGUGUGCGAGACUGAGCCCGGCCUUGAUCUUUUGCUAGAAGAGUUCAAUAAUGUUACUGAAGAUCUUAUCAUUCUGACCAGUGAUGAUGGAGCAGACACCGCAUCUGAUGGCAUGCUUCAGGAAGAAGAGAUGGUGAUAGCAAUCCAACCUGAUGCUGGAGAAUCCUCAAGCUUGCAGGAAACAUUAAAUGCAUCCAAUUGUACCAGCUUAGAGGAACAGGAUUCAAGAGUCACUCAUUUGACCCUAAAAGUUGAGGACUCAUCUGAUGAUGUAAUUUUUGUUGGUGUUUUACAAGAAUCCCAGGAAGUAUGUGAGCCAGGUAGUGAAAAGGAAAAGAAGCAUGACUAAUGUAAACAUGGUCAGACUCUAGAGAAAUGGUUGCCAAGAGGCAAGUUAUUAUUUUUUUUUUAAAAUGCCUUCAAUUUUCCAGCAGCUUGGUAUAUUAUUUUUUCCAGAGGUGUGUCUCUUUAAUUGACUUAAGGCCUGUGCUUGUAUACUCAAUACCACAAACAUUAUAUAAUGGCAUUGAGCACUUUGGUUUGUACAAAAAGGACUGCUGUUUUUUCACUAUUGUUUUUGUUUGCAUUUUUUCUUUCCAUUAACAUCCACUGAUUUCUUAUUGCAGUUCUGAAGGUUGUUUUGUUCCUUCUCAUUACACAGCCUAACUUCAUUGCAGUUAUAAAAAUGGUUUCUAUAUUGUAGCAAAACUUAAUUAUCCAGGGAUUAUUUGUUUUUGUUCAGAAACUCUUAAAUGUUUACAUGGUGGUGAUUGUUGCACUACAUUUCAUGUAAUUGGU
Xyrauchen texanus (razorback sucker) is the source of this 6671-nucleotide messenger RNA. RefSeq names its product tudor domain containing 6 (gene tdrd6a). Lineage: Eukaryota; Metazoa; Chordata; Actinopteri; Cypriniformes; Catostomidae. Bases 1 to 6222 code for a protein of 2073 amino acids. The record is from RefSeq and is a predicted model, not a curated record. The transcript is spliced from 14 exons.